Messenger RNA from Polyodon spathula (Mississippi paddlefish), 1835 nucleotides. RefSeq names its product hyaluronan and proteoglycan link protein 2 (gene hapln2). Lineage: Eukaryota; Metazoa; Chordata; Actinopteri; Acipenseriformes; Polyodontidae. Gene Ontology annotation, molecular function: hyaluronic acid binding. Gene Ontology annotation, biological process: cell adhesion. Bases 395 to 1432 code for a protein of 345 amino acids. The record is from RefSeq and is a predicted model, not a curated record. The transcript is spliced from 6 exons.
CCCGGGUCUCUGCUGGCUGACCGGAGGAUGCGUUAACAUCCGACCUAUUGGGUUAAAAGAGUCAGGACACACUGUGGAACAAUAAGGGCUUGUCAUGGUCUAAUUAACAUCUGGAACCGCGCAUAGAAAGGGCUGCUGACUGCGUUCUCUGGCCAAAACAGAGGAGUGGUGAGCAGGCUGGUCACACUGAGCUGGGUUAGCGGGACAGAACACAGAACGAGAGAAAGAGGGAGAGAGAGAGAGAGGGAGAGAGAGGGCAGUACCUUGGAAGACGGCCGUUUCCGAAAUAUCAUUUUUGGGGGUCACGUUUGGAGGAACGCAAAGAAUAUCUCUCCUCCUCCUUUUCAUUGGCUGGCUUUCACAAUACAAGGGACAGUAAGUGUUGGUGAUUCCCAUGAUGCACUCUGUUGUGAGGCUGCUGUGGGCUGCCACCUGCUUUUCCUGGAGUUCCGCCACUUAUAACUGCCCGGAUCACAAUCAAGCACUUCCAGCUCCUCUGCGCUACCUGCUCCAGCCUCCCCAGCAGGUGAUCACCUCCCAGCGGGGCGCAAACGCCACUCUGCCCUGCACGCUUCGCGCCCGCCUCACAAACUACAAGGUGAAGUGGACCAGGCUGGAGCCAGACCCGGAGCGGCGGGGCGCGCAGCACAUUGUCCUCAUCACCAACGGGGCGCAACACCGCGGGUACGGCGCCCUGGCAGCGCGGGCUUCACUGCGGGCAGCACACUCGCUGGACGCUUCGCUCCGCAUCACCGGACUCACGCUGGAAGAUGACGGCCAGUACCGCUGUGAGCUGGUGAACGGGCUGGAGGACGAGAGCGUGACUGUAACUCUGGAACUGGACGGGGUGGUGUUUCCGUACCAGAACAGAAACGGGCGCUACCAAUUCACCUAUCAAGAGGCCAGGCAAGCUUGUGAGGGGCAGGAUGGAAAGUUGGCGACUUAUCAGCAGCUUUAUAAAGCCUGGACGGAGGGUCUGGACUGGUGCAACGCUGGCUGGAUUGAGGACGGGACGGUUCACUAUCCCAUCAUCAACUCCCGGGAGCCCUGCGGAGGAAAACUGCUCCCGCCGGGAAUCCGGAGCUACGGGGCGCGGGACAAAGAGAAGGAGCGCUUCGAUGCCUUCUGCUUCACUUCCGCCAUCAAAGGCCAGGUGUUCUUUAUCAAGGGCAGGAUGAGUUUCCGAGAGGCUGGAGCGUCCUGCGAGGCUCGGGGGUCGGAGGUCGCACGGGUGGGCCAGCUGUACGCGGCCUGGCGGUUCUCCUGGCUGGACCGUUGUGACGGAGGCUGGCUCGAGGACGGGAGCGUCCGGUUCCCCAUCACUGCGGCCCGGCCUCUCUGCGGAGGCCUCCCGCAUCCUGGGGUUCGCAGUUUGGGCUUUCCCGACAAGGAGCUGCAUGUUUACGGGGUUUAUUGCUACCGGCCCAGCUAGGGCAGAGAGACUGGGACUGUCAGACUCCUCAGCGGAGCUCUUAAACUGUUCUGAUGUAAAAGAAACAAAUAACGGGUUCUGUUCCUUGAAACUGUUUCGGCGCACGUUUCGCGUAGCCGUUUACCAACAAACAAGAUCUUUAACGAAGUUCAAACUUAACAGGAAGAUCAUCUAACUGAAGAGCAGUUGCCUGUCGCUCAGGAGCACUGUGCGCGUGUGUGUGUGUGUGUGUGUGUGUGUGUGUGUGUGUGUGUCUCUCUGUCUCUGUGUGUAUCUGGCUGUCUCUGUCAGUGUGUCUCAGUUUCCAGACUCACUUCCUAACACAUAUAUAUCGAAAUAUAUAUAUCCAUCCUUUGGACGAGAUGUAAAACAAACGAGGUCCUAUUGGAAGAGACUCUGCAGC